This is a messenger RNA of Peronospora matthiolae, 1725 nucleotides long. The record is from the annotation of a GenBank genome assembly. Lineage: Eukaryota; Oomycota; Peronosporomycetes; Peronosporales; Peronosporaceae.
AUGAGAUCUGAUCGAACAACGCUGUUAAAUAGCACUGAUAGUGAAGCAAUGGCUUUUGCUCAAAAGCCAUUGCUUGGAUUGCAGUACGGCGACGUGCGCAAAAGCUGGCGACCAGUGCUGGGGAGACUCGCGUCGUUUCCCAUGUUGCACCAUCUCGUGCUUGAAACUGCGAGCUUUUUCACGAAACCAGAAGAGAUGGAGUUUGACCUGCCACGGGAUUUUCAUGCCAAGUACAAGCUGGGCGAGACAUUGGGAGAAGGGGCGUUUGGGAAAGUGUAUUCGGCGAUCCCGAAGCAGCCGGAGACUGAUUCGAAGGAGCUAAUGCUGGAGUUCGCCGUUAAGGUGGUGUCCAAGUCGCGUCUUGUAAGUCGUGAUGACUACGCGGCACUGGAACGAGAACAACACAUGAUGCUGUUGCUGGGCGGCACGCUCAAUGUUGUGCACUUUUUUGGGGCGUAUGAAGAUGAUGAGAAUGUGUACCUGGUCAUGGAGCGUUGUGUGGCUGGAGAUGUAUCAGCACGGCUGGAUGGAGAGAAGGAGAUGGAUCGAUCGGCAAAUUUGCAUAAUCAGGAAGACCGGGCGAGAAUGUACAUGAGAGAUAUCGUACAUGUGGUAUGGCAAUGCCAUUUGCUGCAGAUCUUGCACCGAGACUUGAAACUUGACAACUUUGUCUUCGCCGACGCGAACGAUGACAGUCCGCUCAAGUUGACGGAUUUUGGUGGUGCUGCUUUUUUGACAGCAGGGGCGUUCUUGAACGACGUCCAUGGCACGCCGCUGUAUACGGCACCAGAAGUGCUCAAACGCAAGUACGCGUUUCCGUCGGACUUAUGGAGCUGCGGCGUGAUGUUGUAUCGGCUGUUGAGUGGACGCUACCCGUUUGCGUCUGGACCGUUGCUAGAUGAACGCAUUCUGCACGAAGCGAUUGAUCUGGAAAGCUCGCCGUGGUCAGAGAUAUCGGAUGAAGCCAAGGAUCUUGUGCACCGACUGCUGGAACGUGAUGUUGACAAACGCCUCACAGCUGAGCAAGCGCUGCAACACCCGUGGCUUGCUCCACGUGCGCCACUAUCAACUGAAGCGUCCAGUACGGCUUCAGCUGCUGCGAUUGAAGCUACCAAGGGGAUACUUCGUUCUGCGCUCAGCGGCACCCUCGUGCAAAGGUUGCAGCUUUACCGAUCGCUUACUGUCUUGCAACGUGCCGUGCUGAACGAAGUGACCCGCUUAUUGCCGCUUGAACUGAAGCGAGAUGUGCUCGUACUCUACAGCGAAAUUUCUCGUGAUGGUAGUGAAGUCGUAGGGCUUGAAGCGUUUGCAGCAUAUGUGGCUGCAGGUGGCUACCGACUCACUCGUGGCGAGGUCAAGGGCUUCUUACGGAACUUGGACCUCGAGGGUACCGGUCUGCUAUCUCGCAAUGAGUUUUGUGCGGCAUUGCUGGAUUGGCCGCAGCUUCAGAGCCAGCAUCGUGACGAAUUUGUCAAGUGUGUCGACCAGGUGUUUGACGUGAUCGAUCGAGAUGAGGACGGUCUCUUGACAGUCGAGGACAUGGCCGAGCUGAUGCCUUUUAAAAAGAGCAAGAAGCACUUUGACCGGAUCCAGAACGACCUCAGUCGAUGCUGGCAAGACACAAACCGCUUGACCAUGAGCAGCUUUGACAAGGAAGACUUGCAGCACCUGGUGCACAUUUCUGCUGGCGCGUACGCCAAUUAUCCAAAGAGACUCAAGCUCUAG